Molecule: messenger RNA, 729 nt
Organism: Aegilops tauschii subsp. strangulata
Lineage: Eukaryota; Viridiplantae; Streptophyta; Magnoliopsida; Poales; Poaceae
Source: RefSeq, a predicted model, not a curated record
AUGAACCCGGAGGUGCCGGAUACACUGAUGGACGCAUUGCAAAGUGCGUCCAUCUCAGAGGAACAUCGUACCUUAAUGGGUACGGUUGUUAUCUCAACGGCGACUGCCCAAGCUGCGGAAGUUGCAGAUUUAAAUCAUAAACUUGAGUUAGCUGAUGAGGACAUUACUCUUAUUAACAGGCGGCUCGACGAGGCACAAGACGGUGCUACCGCGGUUGAGACCCUUCAGGCCGAGCUUGCCCGGGCCAAGGAGCAGGCCAGAACUAAGCUCAGCGACCCAAAGUAUGCUCUGCUUAAUCAAUUGUGGAGUUCUCCAGACGCGUUCUUGGACCUGCCGAAGAGUGUCUCCGACGCGACGCAGUUCUUCCAAGCACAGGAAGGACGUGCUGCGGAGAAGCUUUUCUGGACUCCCUCACUGGCCCUCGCCGAUUUCGUGGCGGAGUGGAAAGACACCAAUGAGGAGGAGCACCAUGAGUACAAGUCCCUCCUACCUGGGGAUGAGGCGCCGGUUGGUUGGACCAUGCACUUCGAUGGCGCCCUCUCCACGCAGGGCGCGGGGGCAGGAGUCGUGCUCGUCUAUCCAGCCAACGACAAGCUUCAUUAUGCCGUCCAGCUACGCUUUCAACACGGCGAGAAGGUCUCCAACAACACCGCGGAGUACGAGGGCUUGAUCGCCGGUCUCAAGGCCGCCUCUGCCUUGGGAAUCAAACGCCUCACCAUCAAGGAAUAG